UAUGUUUCAUUCCCGGGGGGUGAUGCUGGAAUGAAAUGUAUCAAUCCAGGACAACAGAUGGAUUCAGAUUGAUUUAGAUGGGGCAAUCUUGUGUCGUAACAGGAGAGGGAUGUAACUGAUUGCAGGCAUGUGUUUAUAAUUGUUUUACAACAAGUGAAAGGUUAAGGAAAUCUUUUUUAACAACAGCAAGAUAAAUGCCUAUAGAGUAACUCUCUACUUAAUGCUAUAAUAUAUUUUACUACAUUUCUUUAUUAUUACUAUUCCCUUCAUUAUCUUUUAAUUGCAAGUCACCCAGUAGCAAACUGCUAUUGGGAUCAAUAUGGUUUACAAUGUUUCUAAGUUAGUGGGCACAACUGGAAUUUUGAAAAUGUGCUUGUGCUCUUUCUACUAAGUUUGAUUCUUUCUUGGCAGCUGGUCAGAUUUCUGAACCGCUAUUUUAAUCUAACAGAGGGGUCAAUGGAAGCUCAGAAACAUUGCAAACACUGUAAAGAUGUUUUUGAAGGCAGGCGUUAUGUAUGUCAUCAGCACCUAUUUUUUUAAAAAUAAAUCUUAAAAAACAAACAGGUACCUGGAAUAGAGAAUUUGCUAAGCAGCAAGGUGUGUGUACACAGGCACAUUCAGUGGGGUAAGAAAGUACUUGGUUACCUGUAGAAGUUAGUUAUUUAGAGCUGCUAGUGUCCCAAGCAGUUUCAUAAGAUGUGAGGACUUUCAUCACCAAUUUAGUGGAAGCCACCUUAACCUGCCACCUUAACCCUCAUUUUUAAACCACGAUUUCCAAAAUUCUCAUCCAACAAUUAUGAUGGCUGAAGUAGUGGGAACUGAAUUUUGGCACAAAUCGAUGUGGGUGCUGGAUUAGUUUAAAAAGAAAGAAAAUUAUAGUGACAUGGUUCACUUAUCUAAUCUCCCCCUACCAAAACAGAAAGCAGCCUUGUCCAGAAGCAUUGCUCCAAAUCAGCCCUGGUAAGUGUUACUUCGAGAUUUGUCGGAGGAAGGAUAAAAAAGGAAAAGCAAUAUAACGGGUCGGGACGGAAAUGAGGCAUUUAAUCGGGCAGCAGCCUGGUACUCUUGAUCCGGGAUGUGGGAAAGAGCUUCAUCCGUCUCUCCGUCGUUUCCCAGGGCAGAAGUUCAGCCACCGGGCUCGUGGUGGUGGCACAAUGCCCAGCAGUUCAGUAUAAAGGUUAUAGGCCGUUGCGGGGGCUUUGGAAUAAGGGAAGCCGCGGUCGCAUCUUGCCGAGAGUGCAGGAGGGCACUUGGCUCUGCUAAGGCUGCUGUUCCCCUCCCCGUUGCUCCCAGUUACUAUUUCCGUGCUUGGGGGACGCCUCGCUCGCGCGUUAAAGGAGGCGCUCCUGGCUCGCCAGCUUUCGAGUCACAGCCCCGCUAACUGCUCCUCCUCCAACCCCAGCGGCGCGGACGCUUUCACGCGGCUUUGCCUCCUUUCCUUCCACACGACCAUGACGGCGAAACCCAGGAAAUUCUGGCACGAGGCGUCACAGCAAAUCGUCGCUGGCGGCUCCGCAGGUCUUGUAGAAAUUUGCCUGAUGCAUCCCCUCGAUGUGGUGAAAACCAGGUUCCAAAUUCAAAGAGGAAAAUCUGAUCCCUCUGGGUACAAGAGCCUUGGAGACAGUUUUAAAACUAUAUUCCGGACGGAAGGCUUGUUUGGUUUCUACAAAGGUAUCCUCCCUCCAAUCUUGGCUGAAACACCCAAAAGAGCAGUAAAGUUCUUCACCUUUGAACAGUACAAAAAAAUACUUGGAAAUGUUUCUCUAUCACCAGCUUUGACAUUUGCAGUUGCGGGCUUGGGAUCCGGGCUAACAGAAGCAGUUGUGGUUAACCCUUUUGAAGUAGUCAAGGUUAGCCUCCAGGCGAAUCGGGAUGCUUUCAAAGAGCAACCAUCCACCUUUGCUAAAGCUCACCAAAUUAUUCAGGCCAAUGGGUGGGGUCUGAGUGGACUCAACAAAGGGCUGUCUGCUACUUUGGGACGUCAUGGAGUUUUUAAUAUGGUCUAUUUUGGAUUCUACUUCAAUGUGAAAAACAUCAUUCCUGCCAAUAAGGAUCCAACAUUGGAGUUUCUGAGAAAGUUCGGAAUUGGGCUAGCCUCAGGAACAAUUGCCUCAAUUAUUAACAUCCCUUUCGAUGUUGCAAAGAGUAGGAUUCAAGGACCACAGCCUGUGCCCGGAGAAAUCAAGUACAGGACCUGUUUUAAAACGAUGGCAACCAUUUAUAAAGAAGAAGGAUUUCUAGCUUUAUACAAAGGCUUGGUUCCCAAGAUCAUGCGGCUAGGACCAGGUGGUGCAGUGAUGCUGCUGGUUUAUGAAUAUGUUUAUGGGUGGCUUCAAGAAAACUGGUGACCAAAAGUACUAAUUUCAGACUGAAAAUAAUGUAAAACAAUCCCUAUCAAAUAAAAAAGUAUGGGCAUCAGCAUUUAUAGGCUUAAAAAUGAAAAGGAGAAUUGUACAAUGGUGGAAAAUAAAUGGCCUUGGUUACUGAAGGCCAAUAGUAGUAAAUAUUCUUCAGUUGAUAUAUUUCAACCCAGAUACAAAUACUAUCCCACUAAGUAUUUAAAAGAAUAUAAUGUAUGUCUGUCAAGCAAAUUAAAAGUGUUCAUUUGAUCUAUCUCUUGUUGACUCGUUGACUGAACAAAUCUAUUGUUUAAGAUACCUGCCUAAAAUCCAAGAGGCUGUAAGUUCCAGUCUCACCUUAGGCAUGAAAGCCGGCUGGGUGACUUUAGGCCAGUUGCUGUCUCUCAGCCAAUUCACUUCACAGGGUUAUUGUUACAGAGAAAAAUAGGAGAAAGGAGCAUGUUAGCCAUCCUGACUUAUUUAUAAAAAUAUCAAAGGCAGAGUAUAAAUAAAUAAACAUUAUAAAGUUGUUAUAAACUGAGAUCUUGAUUUUAGAAUCCAGUCUUAUAUUCAGAUUCCUGAGUGGUGAUGAGGAGAGAUAAACUCAGAGCUGAGUACUUCUAAAUUUAAUUGGAGUUGCUGUCAUGUUUGAUGAAGUAAACAAAUCAUGAUCAACUCUGGGCUAUCAUAUCUGGGUUUCAAAAAUUCAGAUGACCACUAAAUAGCACCAAAUAGUUGGAUGGAGUUGUACUUCUCUCAAGUAUCUGUAACUCUAUUACUGAUUGUAAUAUUAAGUAUGCCCCCCCCCCAUAGAUGAUUGCAUUACAUGCUGCUUGAAGCUGAUAUUAAAAAUUACUCCGACAAUUCUGCCAAUAAAAUAAAUUAAUGAUUCUCAUCCUUCUUGAAGCUGGAUAAUCAAAUGAUGUAUCCGUUCAUUCUGCAUCAACUGUGCUCCUUGUCAGUUUAUGUUUUACUCAAUUUGAAAUACUUCAGGGCUUUAAAAUUCUAAACAACAUUAUCACUUGAUAUUUUUAACAGGCAUUAGAUACAGGUCCUUCUUAGUGGUAGCCUCUACCUUUCAAAUUUCCUCUGUACAGAGAACAGUCUGGCUAUGAAAACCAUUCUAUUUUUUUAUGGCUUCUGGUUUUAACAUUUUUAAUAUUUGCUCUCAUCAAAUAUUUGAAACUGCAUUUUAUUUUCCAUGUAAGAUACUUACUUCUAUCAUUCGAUAUUUCAUAUUACUAGUUUAUAAUACAAACUGCAUUCAAAAGACUAUAAUGCUGAAAGAUGGCUAUGAAAUAUAGAUUUAAAAAACUAUUUCUCAAAACUUCAAAGAAAAGUGAGAUAAUUGAAU
Molecule: messenger RNA, 3693 nt
Organism: Pseudonaja textilis
Lineage: Eukaryota; Metazoa; Chordata; Lepidosauria; Squamata; Elapidae
Gene: SLC25A21
Product: solute carrier family 25 member 21
Biological process (GO): transmembrane transport
Source: RefSeq, a predicted model, not a curated record